This is a messenger RNA of Callorhinchus milii (elephant shark), 1157 nucleotides long. Its product is annotated as transcription termination factor 1. The transcript is spliced from 4 exons. NCBI's taxonomy places the organism in Eukaryota, Metazoa, Chordata, Chondrichthyes, Chimaeriformes, Callorhinchidae. The record is from RefSeq and is a predicted model, not a curated record. Bases 18 to 515 code for a protein of 165 amino acids.
AGAUUUUGAGUAUCAAAAUGUCCAAAGGGUCGGUGUCUGGUCGAGGGCGAAAAACCUACCCGUGCAAGAUCAACCUUAUUAAAAGGCUAUAUAUGCUGAAUGUGGACGAUGAUAGUGAAGUGGACUGGGAGCAGAUGUGUGAUGCUGUUGGCAACGUGCCUCCUCAAUUCGUUCAAACGAUGUUCUACAAGUUGAAAGCUCGCCACGUACCCUCUUGGCACAGGAAAACCUUUGGAGAAAUUGUGGACUUCCUUAAUGAUAAAAUACGUCCAAAGUAUGAAGAGAAGUUGAAAAAAAAAGCUACAGAUUCUAGUGAUUGCAGCACAGAGGCUGCUGUUCAUAAGCCACUGAAACGUGUAUUUCAGUUAAGUGACAUUUUUAACAGUGAUAAUGAUGACAGUGAUUUGGAAGAUGAGGAAGAUGAGGAAGAUGAGGACCACAAAGCACACCCAGCAGCAAGUAAGAAACGGUGUAAAAAAUCAUCACGGCCUCCGGCAGCUAGAAAACGGAACUGAAAACGUCUUCUGUGCAAGAGCUCUGUAAUGUCCUUUAAAAUUGGGGUUUGUCACUGCCUGUACUUGCAAUAGCAAUGCCCUGUUGUAGCAGAUAUACUGGUCCUUCCAAGUAACUACUGUUGCUCGAGUCACCUGCAAUGUCUUGUUGAGGUUUUGACAAUCUUUGGCAUGGUGGUUGCUUUGUUGGAUUGCCUUUUAAGAACUUGCGAUGUAACUGGCACUUGAACUGAAAAGUCAUAACUGUUCGGUGUACACACGCAAGGUGGAUCUUUUCAUAGUAAAGUACAAAACCCUCCAGGAAUGAAUCCAGGAGCCAAGUCAGACUGGCAAAUCAAAGCUGUUGUCAUUUUUUGAGACAAAGUAGGAUCUCCCACCAUCAAUUGGCAGAAGUUAAAAUACAGUUUUCUCCACUAUGCACAUUGAUUAUGUAAUCCCUAAAUGAGGGGACCCUAUCUGGCAGAGUGUUAUAGUCUUUCCUUUAUGUACGAGAAUAUUGCAGAUUUUUGUUUAGGAAAAAUAACUUUAAUACUGGUUCCUGUAUAUAGAGAAAUGAUUUUUGAGAAAGAAGAUGCAGAAAAAAAUAUUUUUAAAUGAAAUGCCACUGUUACUUAUUGGUACUUUAUUAAAAAAAGUUUGAAUGCA